This is a messenger RNA of Lepisosteus oculatus (spotted gar), 11140 nucleotides long. NCBI's taxonomy places the organism in Eukaryota, Metazoa, Chordata, Actinopteri, Semionotiformes, Lepisosteidae. The record is from RefSeq and is a predicted model, not a curated record.
CCACCACUUCCCCGCUCCGAGAGAUGCUUCUUCGGAUCAAAAGCGCCGGCUUCGGAUUAAAGAGACGUACGCUUUCUCUAGACGGUGUGAAGAAAAGAGAGAUGGACCGUUUGUACUCCGGUAUCUGAGAGCGGCGGCAGCGAGCGGCAGACCGCUGCGGUACAGAGGGUACGCUUGAAGAUACCCCACUAUUCUCCUGUGGAUCGUCACAACACACACUGAAAAAAAAUCCUGACCUGACCACCAAACGCUCUGCCUGCUUUGGCUCGUUUAUGUUAUCGUUCCGGAUUUUCCAUUCUUAAAAUCCCUCCCCUGCUCCCCGUCUUCCGGCCCGAGGCUGCGGGGUACUGCGUGGAGAAGGCUUUUCCGGAUCGGAUUCUGGGACGGGAUGGUGCCACAGCGGGCGAGGGAAGGCCGCUAGGAAGGGGAGACCGAGAGGGCCGGGUCGGCGCAGCGGACGUUUCCCGACGGGAGCCGCCGACAGGACGGGGAGCGCGGGACCGCGAGGGAGGACGGAGGCAGUCCGGGAGGAGAGAGGAGGAGGAGGAGGAGGGGGGAGGGGGGGGUCCGCACUCCCACGACAUCAUCCAUGGCCACCGACCCCGGAGAGCCCACGGGCACGGAGGACUCCUCCGAGAAGCCCGAUGGAGUGAGCGGAGCAGAGAAAGAGAGGGACCGGGGGAGAGAGGCGGACCCAGAGAGGGGCGUGGCGGCCCGUUGCGCACCUGCUCUCCCUCCCGCCUCCGCUGAGACGCCCGGCCAAGGCGGGAUGCAGAGCGGAGGGGUGGGAGGGGCUUCCUCCUCCUCCCCUCCGGCCAACCCCUCCGGUGGCAGGAGGGAGAACAAGCGCUUCUUCCGGAAGAGCGUGGAGAUCUGCGAGGAAGAGGACGAGGAGGAGCUGGCCGGGCAGAGGCCGUCUCCCAAGGGGGGCGGGGAAGGGGGCGGCGCUGGGGCGAACGGCACGGCCCCGCAGGGCCAGGACUCGGACAGCGUCUUCUCCACCGACGCCGCCCCCCCCGCCGCCCCCCUCGCCGGCGCGGCCCCCUCCACCGCCGGCCCCGCCGCCGACCCCUCCUCCGCCUCCCCGGCCCCCGGCGGGAGGGAGACCCCCCCGGCCCCGGCUGCCCCCCCCAGAGGGCGCACGGAGAAGGAGCAGGAGGAGGAGGCGGAAAUGAAGGCCGUGGCGACCUCCCCCGGCGGGCGGUUCCUCAAGUUCGACAUCGAGCUGGGCCGGGGGGCCUUCAAGACCGUCUACAAGGGCCUGGACACCGAGACCUGGGUGGAAGUGGCCUGGUGUGAGCUGCAGGACCGGAAGCUGACCAAGGCAGAGCAGCAGCGGUUUAAGGAGGAGGCAGAGAUGCUGAAGGGGCUGCAGCACCCCAACAUCGUGCGCUUCUACGACUCCUGGGAGUCCGCACUCAAGGGCAAGAAGUGCAUUGUCCUUGUCACCGAACUCAUGACCUCUGGCACCCUCAAAACGUACCUGAAGCGCUUCAAGGUGAUGAAGCCCAAGGUGCUGCGCAGCUGGUGCCGUCAGAUCCUGAAGGGCCUCCACUUCCUGCACACCAGGACCCCUCCCAUCAUCCACCGCGACCUGAAGUGCGACAACAUCUUCAUCACGGGCCCCACGGGCUCGGUGAAGAUCGGCGACCUCGGCCUUGCCACGCUCAUGCGCACCUCCUUCGCCAAGAGCGUCAUCGGUACCCCAGAGUUCAUGGCCCCGGAGAUGUACGAGGAGCACUAUGAUGAGUCUGUGGAUGUUUAUGCGUUUGGGAUGUGCAUGCUGGAGAUGGCCACGUCAGAGUAUCCCUACUCCGAGUGCCAGAACGCCGCUCAGAUCUACCGCAAAGUCACUAGCGGCAUUAAGCCCGCCAGCUUUGACAAGGUGAGCGACCCCGAGAUCAAGGAGAUCAUCGAGGGCUGCAUCCGCCAGAACAAGAGCCAGAGGCUGUCUAUAAAGGACCUGCUGACCCAUGCCUUCUUUGGGGAGGACACGGGCGUGCGGGUGGAGCUGGCGGAGGACGACGACGGGGUGAAGGAGUCCCUGGCCCUCAGGAUCUGGGUGGAGGACCCCAAGAAACUGAAGGGCAAGCACAAGGACAACGAGGCCAUUGAGUUCAGCUACGACCUGGAGAACGACGUGGCUGAGGAGGUGGCCCUGGAGAUGGUGAAGUCAGGCUUCUUUCACGAGAGCGACGCCAAGGUGGUGGGCAAGUCCAUCCGCGACCGGGUCACGCUCAUCAAGAAGUCCCGCGAGCGGCGGCAGCUGCUGCGGGGCUACGAGGAGAGGCGCGACUCCCAGCCCCUGUCCCUGGGGGGCGCCGUGCCCUCCUCCUCCUCCUCCCAGCCCGGCGGCCUCUCCUCCGCCGGCCUGCUGGCAGGGGUGCCGGGCGGCCCCGAGCCCGAGGAGCUGCCGGAGGUGGACCAGCACGUCAGGCUGCAGCAACUCCAGCUGCAGCUCCAGCAGGCCUCCCUGCCAGCCGCAGCUCCCCCUGCAGGGGAGGGGAUACUGGGGGAGAGCUGUGGGGGAGCCGCGGCGACCUCUGACCCCCUGGCUAGGAGCUAUGCCGUGAGUUCUGAACCGCUGGUCAGUGGACAGCACCAAGUGCCCCCGUCGCAGGGGGAGUCUGGACUGCACCAACAGCACCUGCAGUACCAGCAGGCGCACGCUGCAGCCUACCAGAACGCCACCUCCAUCCCCCCUGGACCAGUAUACCCCCAGCACCAUCCUCAGCAGCAGUCCUUGCCCAGUGCUUCACCACUGGCAGCCCAGCUCCCUGCCCAGUCCUACCAGCCCAUACAGGCCGGAGCCCAGCCACAGAGGACAGGAGGCAUGUCCCACCCUCAGAUGCUGCCGGCGGGUCAGAGCCCAGCUGUGGGUCUGCCAGCGGGUCAGACCCCCGCCGUGCAGAGCAUGCCCACUGUGCCGAGCGCGAUGCCCACGGUUGUCCCCGUGCAGAGUUUGCCUCAGCCGGCUGUCGCAGGACCCCAGGUUUCAGCUGGAGCUGGGCAGCACUUCUCACAGCCCCUCCAGCAGCUCGAUGCCACGCGGCCGUCUCAUGGCGCAGAGGGACAGCUCCUGACCCAGCUGCCAGUGGGAGGGGGGUCAAGCGUCUCGGAGUCAUGCAUCGUUGCCUCGCUCCCUCCCUCCUCCUCCUCAUCCUCCUCCUCCUCCUCUUCCUCUGCCUCUACCUCCACUGCCCCCUCUCUGUCCCUCCCUGUCGCCCAGCCUUUCCAGCCCCCGGUGUCGCCGCAGGCUUCUGCCCCAAACGCCCCCCUGGCCGCGCCGCUCUCAGUGGGCGAGCCCCGAGACUCCCACCCCGGGGGGCCCUACCUGCCCCAGGCUGGGGGGGUAGGAGGAGGCGGGGUCAGCCAGCAGGUGCUAUCCUCCUUGCCGCAGCCCCAGGUCCCGCCCCAGCUCACCGCCGCCCCCUUGCAGAAGCAAGACUCGCUGCACCAACACCCUCCGCAGCCCCAGCAGGCCGCGCUGAGGCCAGCCCAGGCCUUCCCUUCCCCCCAGCCCCCUCCGGCGCAGGCGGGCCUGUCCGAAUCCGGGCCCCCUCCUUCCUCGGUCGUCCACCCAGCGUUUCUUUCCCAGCCAGCGCAGCAGCUCCCCCUGCAGGGCCGGGGAGGGGUAGCGGUGGCUGCCGCGGAGUCUCUGUCCGUUGUGCCGGAUCCUGGACACACGCAGCCGUGCCCUCCACCGGCGCAGGGCCAGUUCUUCAUGGAGCAGCAGCAGGCAGGUUUACUCCACGAGCAGCAGCCCGCGCAGGCGGAGCAGCAGCCCGGGGCCUUCCUGGGGCAGCACCCGCAGCUCGCCGCGCCGCCGGCUCCCCAGGCCCUGCUGCAGACCCACGCUCCGGCCGAGCCCCGGGCUCCGGCCCUCCAGGCGGAGAAGCACCGGGCCUCCCUUCAGGCCCAGGGCUCCACCGAGACGCAGGGGCGCUCCCUCCAGGACGCCUUCCUGCAGCAGCAGGCUCUGCUGCAGCAGCAGAGAGCGUUUCCGGCGCCUUCCGGUGUGGAUGCUCAGUACCCGCAGCUUCAGCCCCAGGCCCAGGCCCAGGCUCAGAUGCAGGCCCAGUUCCGGUCGGAGCAGCUCUAUCUUAUCCAGCAGCAGAACCAGCAGCUCGCCUUCCAGCCUCAGCCCCAGCAGCCGCAGCUCCCCCUGCAGCUGCCUGAGCAGCAGCCGGCCCCCUCUCACCCGGCACAGGCCAGCCAGCAGGCUUUGCAGCAGCAGUUCUACCUGCCCCCUUCCCUGGCCCCCUCAGCGCAACCCCAGCCGCCCCAGCUCUGUCCGCAGCUGCAGGCCCGGCCCCUGCCAGACAGCCAGCAGACGGUGUAUCCCCCCCCCGUCCCUCAGCAGCAAUCUCAGCCCCCCGGCGUGGCUCAUCCAGGGCCGCAGCCAGUCCAGUUGCCACCGCAGAAGGCGCCACCCGAGCCUUCGCAGGCUGUCUCGCAACAUCAGCAGCUGGCCCAGCACUACCAGAUUCAGACGCAGGGCCCGGCGCCCCAGGCAUCGCAGCAGCAGCAGCCGCCUCUCCAGGUUCAGAUGCAGAUGCAGCAGCAGGCUUUACUGCAGGGGCAGGUCCAACGGGGGGUGCAGCCCCCCCCGUCCCCGGCCCCAGGGGUGCAGCCCGGGCAGCAGGGGGCGACACUGCUGGGGCAGGCGCAGGCGCAGGCGCAGCAGCAGCUGGCAGGGGUUCAGACACAAGGACACGUGCAGGCGGCGGUCCAGCAAGCACAGCCUCUGCCCCAGCUGCCACAGAGGCUCCCCCAAGCCCCGGCUGGAACCCAGGUGGCGACGCAACACGAAACGCCACCCCCGCCAGUUGUACAGUCAGGCCAAAUUGCCGCGCAGGCUCAGGCGCACUUGCAGCAACAGAGACGACCAUCUCAGCCUCUUGCCCACGUUGCGCAGCCGGCACCCCACGCCCCAUGCAUAGCUGAACCCCAUGCUCACCCGGCUGCGCCGUUCCAGCAGCACUCCCAGAUCCAGAGUGAGCCACAGCUGCCACACCCCCAGGCGGCUUUCAACAAGCCAGAGGCCUUACAGCCGCGACAACCUGCACAACCGCACAUUCCAGAGCAGCAGGGACCACCGCCAGCAGCACAGCAGCAUCAGCCUUUUGCCCAGCAACAUCAACCUGUUGCCCAGGAACAACAGGUCCCACAGCAGCAACAAGCCACCCAGCAGUUAGCGCAGCCAAUGCAGCAGCUAGCCCAGCAGCAGCUGUUGCAGCAGCAGCAGCAGUCCGUACAGCAUCUAUGGCAACCACCACAACAGCAGUCAGCUCCGCCAGAGGCAGUAUGUCACCUCCCACAGCAGCACGAGCUCUCGCAGCUACAGCAGCACCAACAGAAACUGGACUUGUUAAGACAACAGGAGCUCCUUGCUCAGCAGCACCAUCUACAGGGCCAAGCGGCUGAGCAGCACACUCAGAUACCUCCACAGGUGGGACUGACCCCCCAAGAGCACAGUCAAAUAGUGAAGCAGCCUCAAGCAUCCACCCUGCAAGCACCGCAAGCUCAGAUACCCCAGCAGCAGGCCCCGGUGCAGCAGCAGGCCGUGCCGCCUUUACUGUACAGCCAGGUGUUGGCAGCCCCUCCCCCAUCUUCACUGCAGCAGUCGCACGGUUUCUUAGACUUUCAGCACCAGCAGCCUGGUCUGCCAGCACAAGCCCAGGCCCAGGCCGUGGCUCAGACCUCGGGCCCGGCCGGCUGGGCGUCCCUAGACCAGCACCACCUCCCCGAGACCCAGGGAGCAACGACUGGCGGGCCUUUGCAGCCGCAGCCUGCUCUCCUCGGUCACCAAAAGCCACCUCCCGGCCCCUCGCAGUCCUACCCCAGCUACCCUCCCUCCUCCUCUUCCUCCUCCGGCCUCCUGCAGCCCGUAGGGGGCAGCGUCCUCCUGCCGGCCCCUGGGCAUUCCCCGGGUGCUCCUGCUCAGGCCGCCGCUGCGGAGCCGGUGCCCGCGGAGAAUGCAGCCGCCGCAGAGACCCUGCCCCAGUGCUCAGCGCCUCACCCUGCUUCGACUGCUAACAGCCAGCCGCCGCUCCCUCCCCCAGCGCCGGCCGCUGACCCACUGAUCCCGCCCCAGGGCCAGCAGGACGCCCCUGGCAUCCUGGGUGGUGAGCCGGUCCAGCCAGCCCAGCCAGUGAAACCAGAGACCACGCCCAGUGCUGCUCCAGGAAAUGGGGAGGAGGGGAGCUUGGCGACCAAUGGGAAGCUUGAGAAACUGAAAUCCCAGCGACGCUCGUCCUGCCAGCGGACAGAAAAAGCCACCCGCUUCCAGCUGUUCAUGCUGCAGGUCAGGCCCCCGCGGCUCUCCAGGCCCGGCCCCAGCUUUGUCCUUGGCGUUGCCUGGAUUCGUAGUGUUUUCGGCCUCCUGGGCGGAUGCGUGUGUAUUGUGUUAAGGCUUGUUCUGUUGCUGUGUUUCCAGGUGGAGGAAGACUUUGUGCUGGACCUGGAGAGGGAGAAGUUUGUGGAGGAGCUCAGGGCCAUUGUGAGCAAAGCACUGGAGAUCCUGCGCUCACGCUGCCCUCUGGUGGGAGAGGGGGACAGCAGCAGCCAGACUGGAUCGAUGGAGCAGCUCCACAUCAACCCACCUGCCCCGCCCAGUGUGGACGCUGCCCCUCAGUCCUCUCCCGUCGGCCGGUGGAGGUUCUUCAUCAACCAGACGAUUAAACACAGAGACUCCCAGUCGGCCCAGGGUGCCCCCACGCCCCCUGCUGGUUCCUCCGCAACGUCACAGCCAGCGGGGCAAGAUGCUCCCGGAACCACGGCAACGGACAAAGAUGGUGAGGGAAGUCAGCGGUCAGGGUCUUUCAGUGCAGCUGGGACAGGUGCCUCCCUCUUGCCCUCACUUUCAGCCUCUGCUCCGGCCUCCCUGUCUGCCUCUGCUGCAUCCUUGCCCACAUUCCCUUGUGCUCCUGCAUCCACUGUGGAUCUGGGUUCAGAAGAGGGAGGCGCUGGAGUAGCAGGAGAGUUGAUACCUCACCCUUCAUCUGAGGACCAGCUGCAGCCACAGCAACAGCAACAAAUUGAGCUACAACAGGAUCUACAGCUGCCUGGACAGGCACAGCCUCUUGGACAGCUGCAGCAGACGCAGCCUCUUGAACAGCUACAACAGACACAGCCUCCUGCACAGCUGCAGCAGACGCAGCCUCUUGGACAGCUGCAGCAGACGCAGCCUCUUGAACAGCUACAACAGACACAGCCUCCUGGACAGCUGCAGCAGACGCAGCCUCCUGCACAGCUGCAGCAGACGCAGCCUCCUGGACAGCUGCAGCAGACGCAGCCUCCUGGACAGCUGCAGCAGACGCAGCCUCCUGGACAGCUGCAGCAGACACAGCCUCCUGGACAGCUGCAGCAGACGCAGCCUCUUGGACAGCUGCAGCAGACACAGCCUCCUGGACAGCUACAACAGACACAGACACAGCCUCCUGGACAGCUGCAGCAGACACAGCCUCCUGGACAGCUGCAGCAGACACAGCCUCCUGGACAGCUGCAGCAGACACAGCCUAUUGGACAGCUACAACAGACGCAAUAUCUUGGACAGCUACAACAGACGCAAUAUCUUGGACAGCUGGAGCAGACACAGACACAGCCUCCAGGACAGCUGCAGCAGACACAGCCUCCUGGACAGCUACAACAGACACAGCCUAUUGGACAGCUGCAGCAGACACAGCCUCUAGGACAGCUGCAGCAGACACAGCCUCUAGGACAGCUGCAGCAGACACAGCCUCUAGGACAGCUGCAGCAGACACAGACACAGCCUAUUGGGCAGCUGCAGCAGACGCAGGCACCUGGACAGCUGCAGCAGACACAGCCUCUUGGACAGCUGCAGCAGACACAGCCUCUUGGACAGCAACAACAGGCACAGCCUAUUGGACAGCUACAGCAGACACAGCCUAUUGGACAGCUACAGCAGACACAGCCUCUUGGGCAGCUGCAGCAGACACAGACACCUGGACAGCUGCAGCAGACCCAGCCUAUUGGACAGCUACAACAGACACAGCCUCUUGGACAGCUGCAGCAGACACAGACCCAGCCUAUUGGACAGCUACAACAGACACAGCCUCUUCUACAACAGACACAGACACAGACACCUGGACAGCUGCAAGCAGAGCUGCAGCAGCAGUUUCAAGUAGAACAGCUAAAGAAAUUUCAACAUAUAGAGCUUCAGCAAUUACAACAGCAACACAUUGAGCAGCAACUACAACUAGACCAACAACAAAAAUUACAGAAUCAACAACAGCUAGAGCUGCAACAGCGAGCACAAGAAGAGCAGUUAGCACAGCAAACCCAGCAGCCGCAGUUAUCACGGCCAGAGCAGUUACUUCAGCAGCAAUCAUCGCCACUGCAGCAACAGCAGCUUCAGCUACAUUUAGAACAGCUGCAGCAAGUGACACAGCCUCAGCAACAGGUAGAGCUGCAGCAGCCACAACCACUGCAGCUGCUUACGCUGCAGUCUCAGCAACAACAAGCAGAGGCGCAGGCACAGGAAUUACAGCUGCAACAGCAGCAUUGUGCGCAACAGGCUCAGCAACAACAAGCAGAGCUGCAACCACAGCAGCGGCACCUAAUAGAGCAACAGCUACUGAAUCCACAGCCUCUGGAGCAUCGGCCGCCACUUCAGCUACAGCAGCAAGUGCACCCAGAGCCGCCUCUGCAACAACAAGAACAAGGACAAGGGCAGCUGCAGCUGCAGCAUCAGUUUCAGCAGCAGCAGCAGGAACUGGAGCUACGGCAGAGGCUGGGAAUCCAGCAGCCGCAGCAGACACAACCCCAGCAGCAGCCAGGGGAGCUGCAGUCGCUACAGCAAAAGCCUUGUGACCUCCUGCCCCAGCAGCUGCCCCGCCAGGAGUCAGUAUGUGCAUCGGGGGACGCAGACCGCGAGGACAGUGGGUCCAUACUGGCUCAGGAGAAACUUCGUGCCUCAGAGCCCUUUCUGCCACCCCUACAGGGCCUCCUUCCUGGCCUCCCUGGUGCUCCAGUUGCCAUGUCCCCUGUGGAGCCACUGGGGGGUGUGCUGCCCCAAGGCAGCCAGUCAGGCCUGACGCCUGCUUCCAUACCCAGUCCUGCCCAGCCAUCGUCCGUGGCUGAGUCCGACAGCGAGGGGCCGCCCAAGGUGGAGUUUGUAGACAACCGCAUGAAGACCCUGGAUGAGAAACUGAGGACGCUGCUGUACCAGGAGUACAGUGCCUCUGGGACCUCCCCAGCAGCUACCCCUCCCACCUCUUCUACCUCCCCCCCUCACUCCUCCACCUCUGUGACUGCCGGAGUGACGACAGCUUCUGCUGCUGCUGCCCCUGCAGGGGAGGAUGCCCUGCCUCCGCCUCCCACCCCUGCUGCCCUUCCCACCCCUUCCUCCUCUGACACAUCUCCCCACUCGUCUUCAUCUUCCACUUCCUCCUCUACUUCCUGCUCUCGUUCCUCAUCCUGCCCUGACCUCGCUGGGGUCAUGGAGGGAUCCGAAGCCACGGUGGGGAAGGUCCUGGACGCCGAGGUGCCCCCCCUUGCCCCCCCAGCUCCGCCCUCCUCAGACGCUGGGGCUGUGCAGCGCCAGCCAGCCCCCUCUUCCUCGUCCCCUUCCUCUUCCCCCUCCCCAACUGUCCACCCGCCUCCCCCAGCUCACAAAGGCACUGACCCCCUGCCCAUCGAGCCGGCUGUGUUUGCGAUCCCCCCUUGCUCCGAAGCCUCUUCCCCGGGAGACAGCGCGCCACCCACCCUCAGAGCCGGAGCACAGAAGCUGCAGGCAGGAGCUCAUUUCUGUCGUUGGUGUAACUGUUGUGGUGAUGGUGGUGAUGGUGAUGACGGCGAUGAUUUUGCCUUGCGCGUCGCUGCAGACUCCUGCGCACAGCGUCUGUGUUUGUCAGAGCAGGGAGAGCCCCGCCUCCGCUCCCAGUCCCUCACCACCGGCCGGUUCCAGGUCACCACGGUCCCCCUGAUGCCCCCGGACCAACUGGAGGAAGAGAAGGAGACGAAGGGCAGUGGGCGCCCCAGAGCUUCCUCUCAGCGGACAGCCGAGCCCCAGCGCCCACCCCAUCCAAACCUGGCGGACACCCACAAGACAGUGGGGCGCUUCUCCGUGAUGCGGGCGCAGACGUGGGACGCGGACAGCUCGCCUCUCACCCCCGAGCGUGAGGCUGGGGGCAGCAGCAGCAGUGGCGGCCAGUCUGGAAGCCCUGCUGGAGGAGGCACCCCCCUCCAGGCUGGCGCCCCGGCGUCCCGGGGGCACAGGCCCCGUGCAGAGCCGGGGGGCAAGGCUGAGGGGGAUGAGGAGGAGGAGGAGGAGGAUUUGGAGGAAGACGAGUGCGCACCUGCCUGCCCUCCCCGAGGGUACUCCCCCUCGCCCCCCAUGAGCAGCGAUGACGAGGAGUCGGAGCUGGAGGACGAGGACUUGAGGAAGGAGCUGCAGAAACUUCGAGAGAAGCACAUCCAGGAGGUGGUGUCCCUCCAGGCGCAGCAGAACCAGGAGCUGCAGGAGCUGUACCGCCAGCUGCGUCUGCUGAAGGAACACAAAAACGCCCCCUCCACUCCCCCCCCCUCGCAGUGCCUGUCUCCGCGGCGACCGCGCUCUGCCAAAGCCAAGCUGCGCAGCCGCCCGCAGUCGUUUUCGCAGACGGACAACGGGCUGGCGCACCUGGGAGUCCAGCCAUCCUGCUGUCUCUCUGGGGAGGAGUGCCGUCUCUCGAACCCCACCCCCUCGGAGGUGGAUGGCCAUGUGGGGGCGCUGGGCGGCCUGCACAGCCACAGCUGCCCCCAGGGCUUCUCCCAGCACGGACCUUUGACCUGCUCCAAUGCCCACGCCCUCCCCGCUGCAUCAGCCAAUAAGAAAGGCAUGUUCACAGAUGAGCUGCACAAGCUGGUGGAUGAUUGGACGAAAGAGACUGUGGGCAACGCCCUCACAAAGCCCAGCCUCAAUCAGAUCAAACAGAUCCAGCAGAAGCAGGAGAUUGGUGUCUGGAACCAGCCGUCUGAGAGUUCUGGUUCCGGGUGGUUCCCCGCUGGGCCCGCGGGUCACAGCUGCGGCAUGGGUAUCCCAGCAGCGCCUGUUCCUCCUGCCGUGACGCCGUUGCCCCCUCUGGCCGCCCCCUUCCCGGCAGCCCCUGGGUUCGGGCCCCCCCCCGCACACCUG